Molecule: messenger RNA, 3943 nt
Organism: Trichobilharzia regenti
Lineage: Eukaryota; Metazoa; Platyhelminthes; Trematoda; Strigeidida; Schistosomatidae
Source: the annotation of a GenBank genome assembly
GAGAUUUUACAAAUAUAAUUUUUUUUUACAAAUGAUUGAGUUUCGUGCUGAGUCAGUGGAAUGAGUUCUCAAUUCUCCUGCUAGUCACCAUCCACCAAUUAAAUACUCGAUACCCCUAGUUAAGAUUUAUUGUUCUCAGCGUAAUUUUGUUUUUUGUGUGAUAAAUUGUAGUGUCACUACUACUGUUAUAGAGUAAAUCUCACUUCAUAUUUUUCUUUUUGUUUCCUGAAUUUUUAUUCUUCGGUUAAAUUUUCACAGCUUUAUGAACUGCCUGCUUCUCAGCCAAUAUGUAAUAUUUUAUCAGAUUUCUUAGAAAGUUCUGAGGCGGAAAUGAUUAAAUCGGAAUCAACUCGUGAAAUAAACAACUAUACUUCUUCUGAAUCUGAGAACACUCAACUGAGCACUAACGUACCAAUAGACCCGGGUGUACGGCGUGAAUUUGUUUAUGGAAUUCAGUAUCUUUUCAAUCAUACUAUUGGUUCUCAUCUUUUAUACAAAUUCGAGAGAUUACAAUACGCUAAGCUAUUGAAACAGCAUACAGGCAAGAGAAUGUCAGACAUUUAUGGGUCAAUUCACUUGUUGAGGUUGUUUGUUAAACUCCGAGACAUGGUUUCAUUCGUCCGAGUCGAUGAUGAUAGUUUGCCUAUGCUAGAAGCUUUAGUUGCUGAGUUUUUGCAGUUUCUGAAACAAAAUGAAACCCGUUACUUCCGAAUCGAGGAUUACAGUGUGGCGACAGCAGAAUACCAACGAAGAGCAAUGUGUUAAAUGCGCAUAUAACUAACUGUCACCGUUUUAAGAAAAGAAUUGAUACGUAUUCUCUGAAAUAUAAUGUAUAAUAUAAUUCCAUCUUAGUCCGUUUAUUAGAUGUAUCACACGGUCACAGAAACAGUAUUAGUAUUUACUGGAUGACAAAGUUUUGAACACAAUUCACUUAUUGUUCAUAAUCAUAUCAUCAAUUAUAAUCACACGACUUCGAAACUUGAGUUUUAUAGUUUUCUUUGUCCUCUCCUAUUUGUCGUCGUUGGGGUAGUAGAAUUUUCCAGAUAUCUGGGUGGACAGGUGUUGAAUCAUUCCCAAUAACACGUAUUUGCAGUUGGUUCGAUAAUCAAAGCUUCCGUUAUCAAGCGCUCCCUCCCCACACCCUGUGGCAAAAGUCAAAGUGACAAGGUACACAAGAACUGUGUUUAGGAAAUCCGUGAUGAGACCUUGUAACGGGAUGGUGGUCUUCGUAAGUGUAUGAUCUGACGAUUGGCUUUCGUCUGGAUGAUACUAUUUCCAAUUUGACUGACUAUCUUAAAUUCUGUCUUGAUAUAUGCUGUCCAAAACAGAUAAUUUUCAAAAGAAUGGAUCGUUUUUCUUCCCCUCAUCUCAAAAAACUUCGUAGAGAAAAAGAGAAGCUGUACAAGACAAAGAAUAAAUCUGGUCUUAAGAAGAUAAACACCCAAAUUAAAUCUGAAAUCAAGAGACUAAACAACAUUUAUAAUCAAACAAUACUAUCUUGUAAAACAUCAGAAAACAUAUGGAAGCUUUUUAGAGAAAUUACUGGUUGUGGUAAGCAUAAUAAUUUUGCCUCUUCUAUUGAUGUAAAUACUCUCAAUCGAUCUUUUGUCCGCCCUCCAAAUGUCAUUUCUGCCUUCAAUUUAACUAAUAACACGACCAGUGACUUUCAUCGUUUCAAUACAUCUGAUGUUCUUAAAUGUUUGAAAUCUCUUAAACCUUCCCAGAGUCUAGGCCCUGAUGGUAUACCUGCCAUUGUCUUAAAGAAAUGUGCUGAUAUUUUAAGUAACCCACUUACAAGCAUUUUCAAUACUUCUUUUUCUCAUAAUAAUGUACCUUCUCUGUGGAAAGAUAUUAAAAUCAUCCCUGUACCCAAGUCUGGUUCUGGAGAUAAUGUUAAGUUUAGACCAAUUGCCAUUACCUCUCCUUUCUUGAAACUGAUGGAGAAAUUACUCUUACAAAAACUCAUUCCCUCCCUAAGCUUCUCAAAUGAUCCAAAGCAGUUUGCUUACAAACAGGGUAGAAGUACUUUGGAUGCUGCUGCAGUGUUUCAUCACAACAUUGUAUCCUCCUUAGACAAAGGGGCCAAGUAUGUCCGUUGUACUUUCCUUGAUUACACAUCUGCUUUUGACUCUGUACCUAGAGGCCUUUUGUUAAACAAGCUUAGCCUUACACAAACUGAGUCCUGGGCUAUCAACUGGCUGCACUCUUACUUCUCCAAUAGGAUGCAGUACACGAUAUAUAAUGGUGUAGCUUCCUCUCCUUUGCUUACUGAAGCUGGUGUUCCUCAGGGUGCUGUUCUCUCGCCGUUUCUCUUUUCCUUCUUCUUACAUGACUUACCUCUCUCAGACGAAAUCAACUUCGUCAAAUAUGCAGAUGACCUGACUGUUUCGCUUCCCGUUAAGUCUCAGUCAGACUGCUUCAAAUUAAAUAGCUUCCUGUCGGACAUCAGUCAGUGGUCUAAAAUAAAUGGCCUAACGCUGAAUCCCUCAAAAUGCCAGACUGUCGACUUCUCCUUUAGGCAUAAACGAGAUCUACAAACACUAGUAAGCACUCAUGAUGUCUGUAGAAUCGAGGGGACUAUAAUUGAAACAAAGUCUAAUGCAAAAUACCUCGGAUUAGUUAUAUCUUCCGACCUUACUUGGUCAUCUCAUAUCCAAAUGAUUUCCAAGAAAGUGUUUCGUCUAACCUACUACAUUAAGAAACUCAGACUAACUGGAGUCCCUCAACCUCUGCUUACACAAUUUGUCAACUCUCGUAUCCUACCUAUUCUACUUUACUGUUCCCCGUUAGUCUUUCCUGGGUUACUGAAAAAGGAUUAUACCAUCCUGAGAAGGAUGUUGAAGGUAGUUAGCAGGACUAGCGGUGUAAAACUCAGUCAGCUCGUCACAACAUUAGUGGAUAAGCAUCUGAAUACAUGUGAGAAAUGGUCUAAAACCAUACUCUCUGACCCCCAACACCCCCUCUAUUCCCAACUCUCUCCCUGCAUCUCAUCAAGUAGAACCAGAAAUCAGUAUAAAAUAAUAUAUGCUCGCACAACCAAGUAUAGGAACUCAACGAUACCAUAUUUGGCCCGUGUUCUAAGUGACAGAGACAAUGUUAGGCGUGAAACCUAUGACUUGCUUUGUUGUUAAUAACAGAAUUUUGGCCCUUGUUUUUUUCCCCCUUACACUCUCUUAUUUGUACUCUAUAGUGAACAACCUUCUUAAACAUACUUAGCUGCUUAAAAUUAUUAUCAUUGGCUUACAUUUUUAUUCUUUAUUCUACUCCUUCUUUGUACAUCUACUGGGUCCGACUAUAUUAUCACUAUGAUUAUUAAAAAUUGUUCCGUCAUUAACCAUCAUGUAACAUUAGUUUUGUGGUUGUUCUUUGUUCGGCACUAUUUAACUGACAAUCUUGUUUGUUAUUGCCACUAUCACCAUCUUAAAAAUUUUGUAUUAUGCAUGAUUCCUCACACUGCCACUACAAACAACCGCAUUAGUACUGACAAAAAAAAACCUGAAAUGUUUAUCUUAUGAUUGCUUAGUGUUGUUCAAUCAAAUUAACUGAUCAUCUUGGCUAUAAACAUUUUUUUAAGAACAUUUCAUAAUUUCCCGUAUGAUUAUAGCUGUUACUGUUCACCACGCAUACACAUAUCAUAGCUUCCACUAACUAAUACUGAAAUAUUUUUUUUCAUUAUUUGUGUUCGUCUUCUUUUUUACUCAGUAUUUUUAUUUGCAUUUUUUUUGGUUAUUUCUGUUUCUUUUUUUUGGUUUUUAUUAUAUUUUAUUUUUUUUUAUAAUACUCCUUUUAAAUGUACGAUGAAAUUAGAUGCAAUAUUGUAGAUAUGUGCUGAAAAUUCCACACUGUACCACAAGUACUGUUUCUGGAAUAAAGCGAAAUUGUUAUGUUAUGUCAUCUUCCUUCAUGAUUCAUGAGACAACUGGGUUUAUAUUCAUAGGUCGAU